Cydia fagiglandana is the source of this 663-nucleotide messenger RNA. RefSeq lists its product as uncharacterized. Gene Ontology annotation, molecular function: structural constituent of egg chorion. Gene Ontology annotation, cellular component: egg chorion. Lineage: Eukaryota; Metazoa; Arthropoda; Insecta; Lepidoptera; Tortricidae. The coding region runs from base 1 to 663 and encodes 220 amino acids. The record is from RefSeq and is a predicted model, not a curated record. Gene Ontology annotation, biological process: multicellular organism development; chorion-containing eggshell formation. The transcript is spliced from 2 exons.
AUGGCAUUCAAGGCAGCAUUACUCUGCGUGGUCGCUUGUUUGGCCCAACAGUCCUUAGCUGGCUGUGGCUGCAGCUCCGGUAGAGUGAUCGUCAAAGAAAUCGACGAAAUAAGUUACAAACCAAUUUCUAUUCGACCGCAAAGCGCUGGUAGAGUGAUCGUCAAAGAAGAAAUCGAUAAGAUAAGUUACAAUCCGAUCGCUGUUCGACCGAGCAUUUCGAGCAACAGCUUAUCCAUCGACGUACCCAGUUAUGGAGGUUCCCUGGCUGUUUCCAGCAUCGGUCCGAUCUCGCCCUCCGGCAUCGCCGUCGCUACAGACCUGGGUCUGGCUGGAGACCUGGUGCUCUCCGGUGAGCUGCCGUACUUGAGCGCGGUGGCGUUCGAGGGCAGUUUUGACGCCAGUGGCGCCGUGCCGGUGGCGUACGGCUGUGGAGACAACGUCGGCAUCACGGAACAAAUCGGAGGCAUUGGCUCUGCUUCCUUGGUUGGAGGGAAUCUCGGCUCCGCUUCCUUACUUGGAGGGAAUAUCGGCUCCGCUUCCUUACUUGGAGGGAAUAUCGGCUCCGCUUCCUUACUUGGGGGGAAUAUCGGCUCCGCUUCCUUACUUAGAGGGAAUAUCGGCGCUAGUUCUUAUGGCUCUUCUUACCUUGGUUGUGGAUGUUAA